GUGAAAUGACAGUGAAAACAGAACUUUUGAUGAGACAGAUUAUGUUAGUUAACGUUAUUCAUUUUGUGUAGACUUUUUCUUUAAAUUGGUGGAAAUAACUGAAGUACCAUAGAUACUACCAUCGACAAUUUACUCAAAAUAGAUACGGGGAUGGCGCCGCCAUGUGGCACAUUUUCCUACAUGUAGCCGCAUGUAGCCCAUCGAGUCAACCUAUUUGUGGUGUUAUAACAGCCAUAGAUAGCACUACUUGUGCUAGGCUAGCAGCGCUAACACCACUGAGCUAGAUGUCAUUGGCUAACACCAUACACGAACGCCAACGCUACCGUUAGAGCACAUCCACUUUUGCAGCAUUAUCGUGUGGGGGUUAAGUACUUCCGCUGGGUCAUUGUGGCGCUUUUUGAACUUGUGUUUUACUUUUAGAGUUUUUGUCACUAUUUAGGGUCUCGAGCUACUGCAUACACAAAUGGCUAUACUACUUGGAUGAGCAAGCUGUUUAUUGGUGUAAAAAUACCAUCGUGUAAACUUGCGAAAGCCGCACGACAGUGGCCAAGAGGAAGCAGUAAUCAACCAUCUUUCUUCUGCCAGCAAUAACAAGAAAGAGAGGAUCCAAGUGGAGCUGCAGUUUUCAAUUUAUUGUCUCUUUCUUGCUGAGCAUAGAUUGGACUGGACAUUUGGAAUUUCGUAUCACAAGGCCAGAGAAUACAAAGCGUUCACCAUCGACACGCGCGGGGGUUUAGUAUUAGUAGGCUGGCUAUUUGAUUUGUAUUUAUUUUUUUCAUGUUUCCAACAGGUUUACCUUCCCCUAAUCCCCCACCGCCAACCCAAGAGGCUAGACCGGCAGCUUCUGAUGUUAAUAGCGAUAGUAGUCUUACGUCUUCUAAGAAGAGAAAAAUAAAUAGCUCUGAGAAAGAAGACAUCGAUUCAAUAUCUUCGUCCCCAAAAGCCAUUUGCAAUUCUUCUUCGUCCUGUUCUUCCACCUCCCAGCAUAUUCAGAAGAAGUUAAGGUUCGAAGAUCCAGCAGAAAUCAUUGGACUGGAUGUGAAAAUGGCUGAAGAGUCUUCACCGACUGCAUCGUGUUCUAAUAAAACUAAAAAUGUGUUCUUGGCUGGAGGUGUUGGGCACCACGCAAACGGACUGACGAAAUCCACCGGAUCCACCACGUUUUCUAACAGUAAACCGGGAGCCGCAAAAAAACUAGUCAUCAAGAACUUCAAAGAAAAACCCAAAUUACCAGAGAACUACACACAAGAGACCUGGCAAAAGUUGAAGGAGGCUGUCGAGGCCAUUCAGAACAGCACUUCGAUAAAGUACAAUCUGGAGGAGCUGUACCAGGCAGUUGAAAAUCUUUGCUCCCAUAAAAUAUCAUCAAAGCUCUACAAACAACUUAGGUCUGUGUGUGAAGAUCACAUCAAGGCACAGAUCGACCAAUUCAGAGAGGAUGCACUGGACAGUGUUCUUUUCCUGAAGAAGAUUGAUAAAUGUUGGCAGGAUCAUUGUAGACAAAUGAUCAUGAUUAGAAGUAUAUUUUUGUUUUUGGACCGCACUUAUGUUUUACAAAAUUCAAUGCUACCAUCAAUUUGGGACAUGGGCUUGGAGCUUUUCCGGUUCCACAUUAUCAGCGAUAUGAAGGUGCAGAGCAAGACUAUCUCUGGGAUCUUGCUCCUGAUCGAGAGGGAGCGGAGCGGUGAGGCUGUGGACCGCAGUCUGCUCCGGAGCCUCCUCAGCAUGCUCUCUGAUCUGCAGAUUUACCAGGACUCGUUUGAGCAGCGCUUUUUGGAGGAGACGAAUCGCCUAUAUGCCACAGAAGGACAGAGGCUGAUGCAAGAGAGAGAGGUUCCAGAGUACCUUCAUCAUGUCAACAAGCGUUUGGAAGAGGAGGCGGACAGGGUCAUAACUUAUUUGGACCAGAGCACACAAAAACCGCUGAUUGCCUCUGUGGAAAAACAGCUUCUGGGGGAGCAUCUGACGGCAAUCUUACAGAAAGGCUUGAAUCACUUGCUGGACGAGAACCGGAUCCAGGACCUGUCCCUCCUCUACCAGCUCUUCAGUCGUGUACGAGGGGGCGUACAGGCUCUUCUCCAUCACUGGAUUGAGUACAUCAAGGCCUUCGGAAGCACAAUUGUCAUCAACCCUGAGAAGGACAAGACCAUGGUCCAGGAGCUGCUGGACUUUAAGGACAAGGUGGAUUACAUCAUUGAUGUGUGCUUCAUGAAAAAUGAGAAGUUUGUGAAUGCUAUGAAGGAGGCCUUUGAGACCUUCAUCAACAAACGGCCAAACAAGCCCGCUGAGCUAAUAGCAAAGUAUGUCGACUCAAAGCUGAGGGCAGGAAACAAGGAGGCUACUGAUGAGGAGCUAGAGAAAAUGCUGGACAAAAUCAUGAUCAUCUUCAGGUUUAUCUAUGGCAAAGAUGUUUUCGAGGCCUUUUACAAGAAAGACCUGGCCAAGAGGCUACUGGUAGGAAAGAGUGCCUCUGUGGAUGCAGAGAAGUCCAUGCUGUCAAAAUUAAAACAUGAAUGUGGUGCUGCAUUCACCAGCAAACUAGAAGGCAUGUUCAAGGACAUGGAAUUAUCAAAGGAUAUUAUGGUGCAGUUCAAACAGUAUAUGCAGUGUCAGAACAUCCCUGGAAACAUUGAGCUGACAGUGAACAUCCUCACCAUGGGCUACUGGCCUACCUACGUACCCAUGGAAGUCCAUCUGCCCCCAGAGAUGGUGAAGCUGCAGGAGAUCUUCAAAACGUUCUACCUGGGCAAGCACAGUGGCAGGAAGCUACAGUGGCAGUCCACAUUAGGGCACUGUGUGCUGAAGGCUGAGUUCAAGGAGGGCAAGAAGGAGCUGCAAGUGUCGCUGUUUCAGACACUGGUGCUACUUAUGUUCAACGAAGGAGAGGAGUUUUCCUUGGAGGACAUUAAACUUGCAACAGGAAUUGAGGACAGUGAACUCAGGCGGACUCUGCAGUCCCUGGCUUGUGGGAAAGCCCGUGUACUCACCAAAAUCCCCAAGAGCAAAGAUGUGGAAGAUGGUGACAAGUUCUCCUGCAAUGAUGACUUUAAACACAAGCUCUUCAGAAUCAAGAUCAACCAGAUCCAAAUGAAAGAGACGGUGGAGGAACAAGCCAGCACUACUGAGAGGGUCUUCCAAGACCGGCAGUACCAGAUUGACGCAGCCAUCGUCCGCAUCAUGAAAAUGAGGAAGACUCUCAGCCACAACCUUUUGGUGUCAGAGGUCUAUAAUCAACUCAAGUUCCCAGUGAAGCCUGCUGAUUUAAAGAAGAGAAUAGAAUCGCUCAUCGACAGGGACUACAUGGAACGAGACAAGGAGAAUCCUAACCAGUACAACUACGUUGCUUAGGAAGUGAAAAGGGGGAAGGAGAGAAGGAAAGUGGAGAUGGAAAGAAAGGUGGAAGGCAGUCAACUUCUCAGAACACUUGGUCUGAGACCCUUUGCUCCAGUUGAUGUUACCAUUAGCCCCGUUUAACAAAGCAGCCGACAGCUGAAUGGAUAUUGCUCCACAGGCUUUUCUGGUGUGUGUGUGUUUGUUCCUGUGGACUGCAUGCCCAUUUAAAGAGAAUAUUGCUCAUGCUCAGAGUGGGAAUUGGACUUUCUGGGACAGGAAAAGGAAAUUCAUCAUGGUUGGAUAUCCCUUCUUUCCUACGGAGCGGACACGUUUAUUUUUCAAACUCUGUUCUGUGUCCUUACGUUCAUCGCAUUCUGUUCUGAAGUUUUUUUUCCCCUCUUUAUCCCCACUGUGUAUCCCAUGCAAGUGUUGUCACCAACAUGUACUGUUAUUC
Molecule: messenger RNA, 3787 nt
Organism: Alosa alosa (allis shad)
Lineage: Eukaryota; Metazoa; Chordata; Actinopteri; Clupeiformes; Clupeidae
Gene: cul4b
Product: cullin 4B
Exons: 20
Coding region: 778-3348 (856 amino acids)
Biological process (GO): protein ubiquitination; ubiquitin-dependent protein catabolic process; DNA damage response
Cellular component (GO): Cul4B-RING E3 ubiquitin ligase complex
Molecular function (GO): ubiquitin protein ligase binding
Source: RefSeq, a predicted model, not a curated record